AUGACCAAGGUUGUCGACACGAAGGUCGUUUUUGAGCGUACAGAAUCGUUACACUUCUGUGGAGAGGGGACUGGACAAGGAUGGCCAGCCACGGGCAGAGAGGAGAAAACAAGCCAAGAGGGGCGCUGCCGUCCGUCCAGGCUGCUGGCAGCAUCGCAGCUGAAGCCUGAGCAAGGGAAGCUCGAGAAGCCGGUGAAGCCCGAGAAGGCCUCUCUUCCAGGCUGCCUGGCUUCGCGCGAGGCAUUGCUGAAGCAGCGCCUGGCAUUCUUUGCAGAUGCGCAAGGCCGGCACCGUGCACUGAAUCUCGCCUCUGCCACGUUGCAGGUGUGGAAACAAAAUGUCGCCAGCAGGCGUCUUCUGGCGGCUCAGAGUGAUGCAGCAUUCUACAAGAAACGUCUCCAAGAAAAAUGCGCCAGCGCCUGCCAGCAGGCAGCUGCGCGGCGUUGGGCUUUCGAGGCCGGAGCCUUGGCUGCUGCUUCUCGCACUGCACUCCAGUGCCGAUGUCUGCAAGCUUGGCGGUCUCUAGCCCGAGCACGAUUCCGCGACGUGUCUGCAGAGGAGUACAGCUCGCUGCUCACGGCGCAUCUUGAACAUAACGAGCGCUGCCUGCGAGUUCUCGAGGCUUGGGCUGUGGGUUUGGAGGCAUCUCUUGUUCGAGUAUGCUUCAACGCUUGGUCAAAGCAGAAAGCGCAUCGGUCAGCCGCAAGCGCAGCUUUUGCGUUCGAGCGGCGUCGAAAGCGAACAUGUCUUAUUGGGGUUCUGCGGAGUUGGGCUCGGCUAAGGCGGAGCGAGCGUGGCAGUGCACUACAGGAGGCCAGCGCAAAAGCCCGGCGCCAGGCCGUUGCGAUUCUUCGAUUCUGGAAGUUGCAGGUCGAGAUCGCCAGGCGCAGAGCAGCGCAGGCCGCGGAGUGCCGGGCUGCCAUUCUUUCAUGCCGAGGUCGAAUGCUCACGAAACUCUGUAUCAUGGCCUGGCGGCUGUUUCAGAGUGCGCGGCAGAUGCGCAGGGAGACAGAG
Molecule: messenger RNA, 1014 nt
Organism: Symbiodinium sp. CCMP2456
Lineage: Eukaryota; Dinophyceae; Suessiales; Symbiodiniaceae
Source: the annotation of a GenBank genome assembly